Molecule: messenger RNA, 2380 nt
Organism: Ciona intestinalis (vase tunicate)
Lineage: Eukaryota; Metazoa; Chordata; Ascidiacea; Phlebobranchia; Cionidae
Source: RefSeq, a predicted model, not a curated record
AAUUACAAAUAUUUUUCUUUUGUUUGCACUAACUAGGGAAAUCCCCGUUAAUAAAAUUCACGUUUCAGAAAUCUUUAAUUUUUGUUUUUAAUUUCCUGGUUCGUUUUGGAAUAAAAUUAACACGAUAUGAAAGUCAUCGCUUUAAUAAGUGGAGGCAAGGAUAGUUGUUACAACAUGAUGCAGUGUGUAGAUAUGGGACAUUCAAUUGUUGGAUUGGCAAACUUACAACCUGUCGGAAAAGAUGAGUUGGAUAGUUAUAUGUACCAGACUGUUGGUCACGAAGCAAUUGAAUAUUAUGCAGAAGCUAUGGAUCUGCCACUGUAUAUGAGGGAAAUCGCCGGAGCUUCAAAAUCCACGAACUUAAAUUACGACCAAGUUGAUGGGGACGAGGUGGAAGAUUUGUAUUUACUUCUAAAACAUAUUCAGAGUGAACUUGAGUAUGAAGCAGUUUCAUGCGGUGCAAUUUUAUCCGAUUAUCAAAGGUUAAGAGUUGAGAAUGUAUGUGGGAGACUUGGGUUAACGUGUCUUGCUUAUUUAUGGAGAAGAGAACAAAGUGAAUUACUUGAGGAGAUGAUCCAAAACAAAGUGACUUCAAUUUUAAUCAAGACAGCAGGGAUGGGACUUGAACCCAAGCACCUCGGUCUUUCACUUCAUGAAAUGAAGAGUCAGCUUUUUAAGCUGAACAGCAAAUAUGGAAGUCAUAUAUGUGGUGAAGGUGGUGAAUAUGAAUCUUUUACACUGGACUGCCCGCUGUUUAAAAAGAAAAUUGUUUUAGAUAAAAGUGAGGUUAUAACUGUAUCUGAUGACGCCAUGGCACCUGUCACGUAUCUUAAGCUUCACAAACUUCAUCUUGAAGAUAAACCAACUCAACAAGUUGAUAUUAUUACGACUCCUGUUUUGAAUAAAACUAUUAAUCAAUUAGUUGGAAAUAACCAUGUUAAAGUUAAACCACAGCUGAAACUUAAAUGGAAACAAAACAACAACCAUAACAACAACAAGAACAACACAACAAUAUCUAUGAAGAAACAUGAAGAUUACCUUGUGGUUGGUGGUAUAUAUGGAAUGUUAUGUGAUGAGAAAAGUGUCGAUAGUAUAAAAAGUGCAACCAUUAAAGCUAUGGAUGUGUUAGCUGGCACUCUGCAGCAGCAUGGACACUCAUUGAAGGAUGCAACUUAUAUUCAUCUAUACAUAGCUGAUAUGAGUGACUUCCAUGUUAUCAACUCUGUUUAUAAGAAAUACUUCAAGCGUGAACCACCAUCACGAGUUUGUGUGGCAGUUUGGUUAGGAAAGAAUGCUCUGCUUCAGAUGGAUUGUUUAUCGCAUCACAAUGAAAAACAAACACGAAACAAUCUUCACGUUCAAUCUGUUUCACAUUGGGCUCCUGCUAAUAUUGGUCCCUACAGUCAAUGUGUUACACGGGGCAAUGUUCAUUAUAUAGCUGGACAGAUUGGGUUGGUUCCUGGUUCAAUGAAGUUGGUGGAGGGAUGUUAUGAACAAGCAUACCUUGCUAUGAAGCAUGUGAAGAGUAUAUUAAAAGUGAUGAAACCACCAAGUACAUUGCGCAAUACAAUUCAGUGUGUGUGUUAUAUAACGGUUGAUACGUUUGUUAAUGUUGCUCGCAAGUGUUGGGAUGAACAAUGCGUGGAAUAUGAAGAAAUCGGUAAUCUCCCGAUAUACGUGGUUGUUCCUCACCUACCUAAGAAUAGCUCCAUUGAGUGGCAGGUUAUUUCAUCUAAUAAAGAUCAUAUAAAUGAUGAUGGAAUGGAAUUAACUACAAUAACAUCAACAUCAUAUGCAGAUACCAAGAAUAUUUGUAGUGAUGAUGGAAUAACUCAAAGUUUAAGAAAUAAUUUCCAAGUUUUAAAAUCGAAGAUAAAAGAUCAGAAAUUGUCGUUGAAUAAUCUUCUUCAAAUUCGCUUAUUUCAUGCAGUGGACGAUCUGCCUAUUAAUAUUGAUUUUUACAACCAACUAUGGGGGGAAGAGGAAGUCCCAAGUUUUGUUCUCGUUCCCGUGGAAACAAUAUUCACACACGUUCAUGAUGAUCGGCAAAUUAUUUUCCAAAUGUUAUGUUUAAUUAAUCAAAAUGUUAUUUAAAGGAUUUGUAAACUGUAUCGUAGUAUUUUAAUCAUUUGAAUCUCAAUUGUAAUGAUUUAGUGUUUCAUAAAGGAUAUUUGGUGCUGCUUUUUUCUUGUCAAGCUGCUUUUUAUAUGUAAAAACUUUUACCCUCAAAGUCAUGACCAAAAUUGAACUAAAUGGGUGGCAAAGUUAUUGUUUUAUUUAGUGCCCACACUGUACUGUGUUGUUUACAUUGAAUUUUAAAAGGAUGUAUUUGACAAUUAUGAUACUUGAAAUAGCAAAUAAAAAUGGUUGGCCUACAAAA